AGACUGCACGGCAAAAGAGGCAAUUCUGCUACAGCGGGAAGCGAUGCUAUGAGUGGAGUCACCGAAGGUUUUAGAACCUUACCGAGUUCUGGGAUGAAGUGGAAAGAUACCCUAAAGGAAGUGAAUUUGAGUUGAAAGCUAAGGGGGAAGUGCACCUGACCUGGAUAAAGAGAAGUGAAGAGACAGAAGGAACAAUAUAUGCAAAAGAUAGAGAUGUGAUAGAGAAACACAUUAGUUGAGUUUGGCUGAAAUGUAGUUGGAGGGAGAGUGAGUAGCAGGUGAGACUGAAGCGUUAAGCAGGGGCCAGGUCAUAUAGAACAUCGUAAGCCAUUUUAACAGCCUGAAUCUUAUUCCGAAAACAGUGGCCAGCCACUGAAAGAUUUUAAAUAGGAAGAGGACACAAUAAGACUUUCAUUUUCACACAUUCUUCGUUCCUGUGGAGAAAGGAUUGGAGAAGACCAAGGCUGACGGCAAGGACAUCAAAUAGGCAACUAUAGCAAUAAUGGUGACAAGAACUGGUAGUGAUCUAAACUGGAACUUGGCAGUGGGGAUGGAAGUGAACUGAUUAAAAAAUCAGUUAAGACUUAGGUACUGAGGGCUUGAAAGAGGAAUCAGUCAAAGAUAAGCCUCAGGUUUGGGGCCUAGACAACUGAGUGGAUGGUGAUGUCUGUCCUUAUGGCCCCAAGGACAGUGUCACCUUGGUCUACAGUCUGAAUACUAGGCUUGUCAGACUUUGUGGGACCAACUACUCUUUAGUCACCAUGCUGUUUGUUGACAUCAGUGCAUGCAUCUAUCUUCACAAAGGCACGUAGUGUGAGGGCAACUACCUUCAAAGUUGCAGUAUUGGCUUUGCCCCUACUUGUGGAAAGGUCGCUCGGUGGAUUGUAACUCCAAAAUCGUGGCUUCCUGGCCAUGGUGAUCUGGAUGACCUACAUUCUUUCGUUGCUUGGAGAAUGGGAAAUGCCGGGUUUGGUGAUAUCUCUUCCUUCAAAAAAAUGGAAGAGCUGAGUAAGAUUUUCUAUCACUGUCCUAUGAAAUCUUCAAACAACACAAGCCACUCAACAUCAAAAUGGUCUUCAGUGAAGAGACAAGCCCUUGCCUAUUUCUUUGCAAACCCACACUAUGGCAGCAUCAUUAAUGCAGACGGCCAUGCUGAAGUGUGGACAGAUUGGAAUAGUAUGUCUAAGUUUUUCCAGUAUGGAUGGAGAUGUACCACUAAUGAGAAUACCUAUUCAAACCGUACCCUGAUGGGCAACUGGAACCAGGAAAGAUAUGACCUAAGGAAUAUCGUGCAACCCAAACCUUUGCCUUCCCAGUUUGGACACUAUUUUGAAACAACAUAUGAUACAAGCUGUAACAACAAAAUGCCACUUUCAACACAUAGAUUUAAGCGAGAGCCUCACUCGUUCCCAGGACAUCAACCUGAGCUGGAUCCUCCUGGAUACAAAUGCACAGAAAAGUCAACUUAUAUGACUAGCUACUCAGACCCUCAAAUUGGGCAUGACUCUGCGUGUGUGUGGAAUCCUAAUAACUGCCGACUUAAGGAGCCAGGAUUCUAAGAAGGAAUAAGAGGCUUCAUUUUUCCAGAAUAGAUUGUAGGAGGGAGCAUAUUCUAAGCACAACUAAGAAUCUAGCUGAUGAGAGCACAAUUUCACAGUCUGAAUAAAGAAAGCACGGAGAAUAUGCCCUACCCCCUUUUUUGUUUGUCCUAAUCAAGAUUUAAAUGUCAAAUUUAAGUUCGUUGCAUCUGCUCUUAGGUCUACAUUACGAGGUAGUAGGAGAAGAUUCAAAAGAAGUAUUUCAAAUCUGCAACCACUUUGCUUUUCCCUGCCUUCCAUUCAUGGCAGACCUGCAAAAUCCAGCAUAAGGUUAUGUCUGGCUAGAUGCUUCCUGAAUGUGAGCCUGGCAUUCACAGUCAGUGUAACUUCUUUGUGACCUUAGUGAACAUCUCCUCUUAAGAACUAGAAAAGGAAAAACAACUUUUUAAAAAUAUUAUAGUGAAUUUAAAACGUGCAAAAUUAGAAUAGUCUAGUGAACUCCCAUCACCCAGUGUGCACGAUUUGACCAGUCUUAACUAUUCCUAUCUACUUUCUCUAUUUUUUAAAAUUAAUUUUGGAGCAGAUCUCACAAAUUAUACCAUGUUGUCUGUCAAGAUUUCAGUAUGUAUCUCAAAAAGAUAAGGACUGUAGGUUUUUUAUUCCUUCACAGAGACCAUCACAGAAACCUCCUCAUCAAACAAAGCUGAGUUUCUAAGCCUGCAGCAAACAAGAGCAAGUUGACAAAAUCUUGGAGAGAAUUCAAAAGGGGAAUGUUGUGAGGGGUAGGGGGUAUCUUUAGAGACUUGGGGUUACUUUAAGAUGGGUCUUGCAAAGCGGGAACUGGUAGGGAUUGAGACAAGAUUUGGGACUAGUCCAGGGUUAGUGUGCACAGGGAGGAAAGAGUCUACAUUUUAAUCCAGUUAAACUUAGCAAUAUUUUACUUUUUUAUUUUGUUUCCUGUUUAUUAUGACAAUAUAACAUAUGGGAGAGGUCUCCCAUAUAUUUCCUCCCAAACCUUAAUUAUUUUAUGUUACAGACACAGAUAUGGAAUUUACAUCGUAUGUGUAUAUGUAUAUAGUUAGGUCGUAACUAAGUUUCCUUUUUUUCUAUGUGACUGUCCAGUUUUCCCAGCAUUAAUUAUUGAAAAGACCAUACUUUGUCCACUGCUCUCCUGUGCCAUUUGUAUUGUAAAUCAACUGUGUAUACUUAGACCUCUUGCUGGCUAUUACAUUCCAUUGGCCUGUCAUUGCAUAUGCUAGCUUAGCCACAAUGCCUCUCUAUCAUAAUUAUGAUAAUUUUGUAAAUCUUAAUAUCUAAUAAAUCAGAUAAUUU
Neofelis nebulosa (Clouded leopard) is the source of this 2870-nucleotide messenger RNA. RefSeq names its product cilia and flagella associated protein 68 (gene CFAP68). Gene Ontology annotation, cellular component: nucleus. The coding region runs from base 954 to 1559 and encodes 201 amino acids. Lineage: Eukaryota; Metazoa; Chordata; Mammalia; Carnivora; Felidae. The record is from RefSeq and is a predicted model, not a curated record. The transcript has 4 exons.